AUCACUAGUCCCCACCAAAGCAAAUGCUCAAGGGUGAGCCCCACGGUGACGAGCCCGCCGAAACAUUCGCUUUUCCUCUUCUCAUCUUCUUGUCCUGAAUAUAAAAACACACUUUGCGCUGACUUCAAGCUUUUUCUCUCCAUUGUCUCUUUUCAAUUCCCUCUAUACAAGCUUCACUGUCGCCAAUUACAGAUUCUCAAUACUCGAGAAGCUCUCAGCUCACCCCACUACCCCUCACCUAUCUUGAAUUCACCUUAAUACCUUCACAACCGCCAGGAUGGUUGGACUCGGGCCACGUCGUCCUCCAAGCAGGAAGGGCUCCAUGGCCGAUGUGCCGAAGGAUCUCCUGCAGGAGAUUGAGAGACUGGAGAAACUCUUCACUAUUCCAGAGGAGAAGCUGAAGGAGAUCACUGCUCACUUUGUCAAGGAGCUCGAGAAAGGUCUUAGCGUCGAAGGUGGCAGCAUUCCCAUGAACCCAACAUGGUGCAUGGCAUUCCCCGACGGAAACGAAACUGGUACUUUCCUUGCCCUUGAUAUGGGCGGAACCAACCUCCGUGUUUGCGAGAUCAUCUUGACCGAUGAGCAAGGUGAAUUCGACAUCAUCCAAUCUAAGUACCGCAUGCCCGAGGACCUGAAGACAGGCAAUGCAGACGAACUCUGGGAGUACAUCGCAGACUGUCUUCAGCAAUUUAUUGAGUCCCACCAUGGUGGUGAGAAGACGACAAGCCUCCCACUUGGUUUCACUUUCUCGUACCCAGCAACGCAAGAUUACAUAGACCAUGGUGUUCUCCAGCGUUGGACAAAGGGUUUUGACAUUGACGGAGUUGAGGGAGAGAAUGUCGUGCCUAUGUUCGAGGCAGCCAUCGGGAAGCGAGGUGUUCCCAUCAAGUUGACGGCACUGAUCAACGACACUACUGGAACCCUGAUUGCCUCAGCCUAUACCGACACCAAGAUGAAGAUCGGUUGUAUCUUCGGAACCGGUUGCAACGCAGCCUACAUGGAGAACUGCGGCUCAAUCCCCAAGCUUGCACACAUGAACCUCCCACCAGACACUCCAAUGGCCAUCAACUGCGAAUGGGGCGCCUUCGACAACGAACACAAAGUCCUCCCGCUCACCCCUUACGACAUAAUCAUCGAUAAGGAGUCCCCUCGUCCAGGCCAACAAGCCUUCGAAAAGAUGAUCGCCGGCCUCUACCUCGGCGAACUCUUCCGCCUCGUCCUCGUCGACCUGCACGAGAACAAGGAAGUCCACAUGUUCGAAGGACAAAACAUCGACAAGCUCCGCAAGGCCUACACCCUCGACUCCUCCUUCCUAUCCCUCGUGGAAGAAGACCCCUUCGAGAAUUUGUCCGAGACAGGCGAUCUCUUCCAAAACAAACUUGGAAUCACCACCACCCGCCCAGAACUCGAACUCAUCCGCCGCUUGGCCGAGCUAAUCGGCACGCGCGCCGCUCGCCUCUCAGCCUGUGGAGUUGCCGCCAUCUCGAUCAAAAAGGACUACAAGACCUGCCACGUCGGAGCAGACGGUUCAGUCUUCAACAAGUACCCGCAUUUCAAGGCUCGCGGUGCUGUUGCGCUGCGCGAGAUUCUGGAUUGGGCGCCAAAGAAGAACAGUAAGGAGGAGGAUCCGAUUGAGAUUUUGGCUGCAGAGGAUGGUUCUGGUGUUGGGGCUGCGCUGAUUGCGGCCUUGACGUUGAAGAGGGUGAAGGAGGGGAAUAUGGCGGGGAUUUUGCACCCGGAGAAUUUCAAGUAGAUGCAUCUGGAUGUAUUUACUUGGAUUUUGUGGUGGGGUUGGACUGGAUAUGUUUGGUUAAGAACGGAAGUUAUGUGAUGGCUGGUUACCUAGCUUAUUUAGCACGACUUCAUGAUGUCCCUAUUUCAUGGAGAUG
This is a messenger RNA of Cadophora gregata, 1889 nucleotides long. RefSeq names its product hexokinase A (gene HXK1). The transcript has 5 exons. The record is from RefSeq and is a predicted model, not a curated record. Bases 278 to 1753 code for a protein of 491 amino acids. Gene Ontology annotation, cellular component: cytosol; mitochondrion. Gene Ontology annotation, biological process: glycolytic process; glucose 6-phosphate metabolic process; intracellular glucose homeostasis. Gene Ontology annotation, molecular function: mannokinase activity; ATP binding; D-glucose binding. Lineage: Eukaryota; Fungi; Ascomycota; Leotiomycetes; Helotiales; Ploettnerulaceae.